AUGACAAGACCAAGAGGUGGUGCAUCUACUAAAGAGGAUGAUAAUGAACAACAACAACAACAGCAACAGGAAGAAUCAAUAAUAAACACAAAUAUAACACCAAGUAGACCAAAGAGAACUACACAGCUACCUGCUUCACAAAAGGAUUACGUAAUGUUUCCUACUUCAAAUAGAAGAGCAUCUGCUAAUAGCAGCAACAAUGGUGGUGGUAGUGAAGACGGUGGAAAUCAAAAUGGUAGCAGCAGCAGCAGUAAUGGCAAUGGUAACAUAGUCAUACCAAAGCGAGUUAUUGUUAUAGCACCGGGAGGAAAUAAUAGCAACAACAGUACACCAGACGAAAAGAAGAGAAAGUCGACUGAGGAUUCCUCACCUGGCAACAACACAACUGCUUCUCCUUCCGCUACCACUCCAAAGCGACAAAAGAAUGGCAACACUCCCAUCACUCCUAUUAGCACAAAGCGAAGAUCCAUUGAGAAAGCAGCGACUAACAACAACAACGACGAUGAACAUCAGGUGUCGGUACAUGACGAAGACGGUACAGAGACAACAACUACCUCGGUUGUCACACCAAAGAGUAAUCUUAAACUAACCAUAAAGUUAAAUCCAUCAGCUGCUACAUCAACAACGACAACGACUACAACUGCUGCUGCUAAAACAAAGGUUGAUCUACCAAGUUCACCACCUCCUAUGCCAACUUCUACUCCGACAGCCAAGCGUAGAGGUCGUAAACCAAAGGUUGUCGUGCAACAAGAGAAAGAGGACGAUGAGGAUGACGAGACAGAAGACGAGGAGGAGGAAGAAGAGGAGGAAGAAGAACAACGUCCAACACCAAAGCGACUCUCCAUAAAGAUCAAGAUGGGCGAACAACAACAGCAACAACAGCAGACAAAGUCAACACCAACCAAAGGAGCAACUCCAAAGGUUUCAAACGCACCUUUUGUCGACCCCGCAACAGUGACACCGGAGCAACUUACCCACAUGAAAAAGACAUUCUCUACCAUAUUGACACAGCUCGUAAAGAAAGAUCUUCAAGGAUACUUUAUGGAGCCGGUAACAGAAACUAUUGCACCGAACUACUUUACACACAUCAAGGAGCCAAUGGAUUUCCAAACGAUGAAAGAAAAGAAUCAAAGCUCACAAUAUCUCUCCAUUGAGCAGUUCCUCUAUGAUUUCACAUUGAUCUGUGAGAAUUGUAUGACCUACAACGAUACAGAGUCGUCGUUCUACAAAGAAGCAAAGAAGCUGCUAUCGGUUGGUAAAUCUAUGAUCCUCUCUUACACCUCCAAAGUACAUCCCGAUCGUCUUGAAUCCGAUAUCGCCACACCCACCAAGCAGCCAUUGCUCACCGGACCGGUCACAGCUACACCCUCUGCCUCCACAUUGCGUGAGCGCGAGCGUCGUCUACGUGGAGCCGUAGUCGAUGAAGUUCCUUCGCCAGCGUCAGCAGCAGCAGCACCAACACAAACCUCAGCAAUUGAACCAACGGCGACAUUAGCAGCAGCGGACAAGCAUCACUACACACAUACUCCAAGUCGUCGUCUGCAGCAACGCGAACGUGAAAAAGAGCGCGCCGAAGAGCACAAGGAAGAGCUCCCAAAGGCAUUGUCAGUGGCCGCUCCCAACUCCAAGGUUGCACCCGUCACCAGAACCAAGAGAAAGCCUGGCGCACCUGGAUCCACCCAGUCAACACCAAUUAUCCGUCCACAAUUCGUACCGACUCCAUCCACUCCAAAUGUCACUGCUGUUUCCAUGUUCCCUCCACCUGCUGUCACCCCAUUUGUCAUGCCACAAGUCGUUGCCGCGCCAACUGCAGUCGCCAUGCCUACUCAACAGCCAGUGGUAGUCGAUCACUCAAUGGUAGCAAUGACAGUCGAUCAAUAUACAUCUGCACCACAAUCCACCAAUAUCUCACUUCCAAAGCGUAAGUAUGUCAAGAUUGGAGGUGAGAUGAAUGCCAGACCACAGACCAUUCCUCCAGCAUUGAAGAUCUCUCACACACUGACCAAGAAGAUCUCAGAGGGUGACAAUAUCAUGGUGGCACCAUUCAACAUCAACUCGGCACACACCUACAGCAUGUAUAUUCCAAAGGAUCAGCAGCACGACCUUUCCAAUGGCAGCUACCAGAUCAUCGGUAACUUUAGUCUACCAAAGUUCCUCGAGAAAACAGUCAACUUUGAAGAACAGAAACUAAAACAACUUCAGCUACAGCAUCAGAUGCUUCUACAGCAACAACAACAGUUGAUUCAACAACACCAACUUUUACAACAACAGCAACCUGUAGUAUCUAUUGCCAAGCCAAUAGAGAAUUCUCAUGAAUCAACAGCAUCAGAGGAAGGAAGCAAUGAAGAUCAACCAAUGUCAGAUGUCAACACCACAACUGAAUCAACCACAACUGUUUCAACAGACAGCAUGCAUCCAGCAGUUCCAGAGGCAGGCGCUUUGGUUGCUCAAGCACCAAUGUCACCAUCUUCACAGAUUCUGGCAAAUAAUAUUGCUGGAUCUAACCUUUCAGGAGGUGGAGCAGGAGUCGCAAUCCAGAUCGACGAUAAGAUAAAGUCACACACCGAGCAACAGAUUCGUAAGAACUUGCUCAACCGAAUCAAAGACUCUACUGACUACGAGGUUCCCUCUACCAUCGAUGACAUUGACAGUUUGAAACAACAGCUAACCGAAUCACUUGGAGGCGUUGACCUCUCGUUUUUAGAUCAAAUUAAAUUGGAUCAACAACAACAACCAUCUUCACCACUUGUAAUUAAUAACAAUAACAAUAGCAAUAAUAAUAGUAAUUUAGAUGUUGAAAUGACACCAACAACACCACCAGCCACUUCAACUACCACUACCACCACCACAGAAAACACUACCAUUGAAUUCGCCAAGAGCAAUACUACCACCACAACAACCACAACAAAGUCCACCUCGAAAUCGAUUCAAGAGAGUCUCGAAGAUGGAUUUGAACAACUCUGUAAACUCCAGUUGACACAAUAUAUGAGAGGUGUGCCAACCCCAACCGGCACCGAACUUCAAUCGGCUUCACUACUACAUACAGCGAUUGGAAAGCUCGGUGUGUCACUCCCUCCAUCCAUGUAUAUCAAAUCACGUGAAGCCAUCAGAAAGAGCAUUAUCAAGAGUGGACUUCAAGUGGGUGCAGGUAGACAACCAAGACCCAAUUUUCAUAAAAAAGAUAUUCUCUCACCAACUUCCACCGCCGCCACCACCACCACAGCAACAACUAUUCGCUCACCUGAAACAGAGGUAACAACAGAACAAUCAUAA
Messenger RNA from Heterostelium album PN500, 3273 nucleotides. Its product is annotated as bromodomain-containing protein. Lineage: Eukaryota; Evosea; Eumycetozoa; Acytosteliales; Acytosteliaceae. Bases 1 to 3273 code for a protein of 1090 amino acids. The record is from RefSeq and is a predicted model, not a curated record. Gene Ontology annotation, molecular function: protein binding. The transcript has 4 exons.